Molecule: messenger RNA, 1639 nt
Organism: Ziziphus jujuba (common jujube)
Lineage: Eukaryota; Viridiplantae; Streptophyta; Magnoliopsida; Rosales; Rhamnaceae
Product: replication protein A 70 kDa DNA-binding subunit B-like
Exons: 10
Coding region: 345-1274 (309 amino acids)
Source: RefSeq, a predicted model, not a curated record
AAUAUAAAUGAAAAGAGCCAAAGGAUUUGGUCAUAUUUUACUAUUUAUAAUGGUUCAAAAACGACCAUUUUUUUUGCGUUUUAUUUUAUUUUGUGCUAUUCAAUUUGUAUGUCUUUUGGAAAUUUGAAGAAAUUUGAGGGUUGUUAACGUCUUUUAAAGUAUCUACCAACUUUUGUACGGGAAGUUGAAUCUUUCCUCUCCUGUGCAUUCUUCUCUCCUCCUUCCAUUGAAGCUCAGAUUCACCCAAAAAAAAAAAAAAAAAAAAAACAGAAGAGAAGAAAAGAAAAAUAACUCUGGGAUGUGCUUCAAGGUCGCUUGGGUCAUCUGGUGUCAGGGGUUGUGGUAUGGCAUGCAUUAUGAUUAUGAUGACUUACAGUAUGGUAAGGAUAGAGUUAGUGUACUUUAUACAAAAUUUUGGACUUCAUUAUUGUACGUCAGAAAUAACUUUGACUUACCAUCUUUUCUCUCCCCCUACUCUCUUUAUCAGUGACGACAAAGAACCUGAGGAUUGUGUUAUUCACUACAAAAUUGAUGUGAUUGGAAUAGCGAUUGAAAUCAAGCCAAAAAAGGAGAUAAUCACGAAUGAUGGUUUAGAGAUUGUCCAAGAGAUGACUUUGAUGAAUGAUAAUAUGGAUACUGUGAUGCUUACCAUGUGGAACCAAUUUGUGAACAAUGAAUGUACUCAAAUUUUGAAUAUUAUGAAUAGAAAACCAAUCAUAAUUGGAUGUCGACUUAAAGUUAGCUCAUAUAAUGGUAUCUCACUUUCAACCAAAUUCUCCAGUUCAUUUGUUAUUGAACCGGAGAUACCACAAGCAGCUGCUUUAUCAAUUUGGUAUAAUGCUAAUGCUGAAAAAGCCAUGGACAUAAUAUGUGGAAGGAUUGGUCUUGAGACAAAGUCACUGUCUACACUUCCUUCUGCUGAGGACAUCAUUACCAUUAAGAUGAUAGAUAAUCAACUUAAUACGAGGAGAAGUUUUUGGAUCAAUGGUCACAUCAAAGUGACAAAUUUGAUUCAACCUUUUUGGUACUUAAGCUGUGAAAAAUGCACAAAAGCAACUGGAUAUGAAUUUGAACAGAGGUUUAACUGCUUGUAUUGCAGACAUGAUCAAGUUAAAGCUAUGCCAAGGUGCCGAGUCAUUGUUGAUUUGAUAGAUGAGUCUUCAUCAUUGAAUGCUACAUUGUUCGGAAAUCAAGCUGAAAAUUUUCUUGGUUGCACUGCAUAUGAGUUGAUGAAUAAAUCUGAUGGGGAUUCUGUUAAAGAUAUUGAAAAAUAGCGCUGAAUCUACAUUAUCCAAUAGCGCUGAAUCUUGAAAGUUCUCAUUUACAAUUUGCUGAAGGGAGUAGGAAGCAGUUUGCCGAGCUUAAAGACAAUGCUUAAUUUGUUAUCAUGGGAACCAUCUUUUUGUUAAUGUGGACAUGAUAGAUUACUAUCAGUUCAUAAGUAGAUUAUUAUCAGUCUUUUGUGAACUUAUAGCAUAUUUAGACUAUACUAUGAUAGUAACACUAAUAUUAUUAUUUUGUACAUUGCAAGAUGUAAUAGAAAAUUGAUUUAGGUAUAACCUAAUACAUUUCUAUUAAAUCUUGCAAUUUAUCUUUGGAAGAUAGCAAUGAUGCUAAGAUAGAUUCAUCUAUGACACAA